This is a messenger RNA of Perkinsus marinus ATCC 50983, 211 nucleotides long. RefSeq lists its product as hypothetical. The annotation marks the transcript as partial. The record is from RefSeq and is a predicted model, not a curated record. The transcript is spliced from 3 exons. Lineage: Eukaryota; Perkinsozoa; Perkinsida; Perkinsidae.
UUAUUAUGUCGGUUAUGAAGGAGUAGGCGAGGAAGAGCCUUUGGUCGCGGUCGAGGAGGUUCCCUUUUCUGAAAGCGAUGUGGACUGGUUCGUCAUCGGAGUGCUCAUUGUGGACAGAGACGCUGCUGGACAGGUCAUGACUGUAUAUGCGCGCAAUGUCUGCUCCUUCCCGCAGAAAUGGGGGAGGUCGACACGCAGCUCCAAGGGCUAA